This is a messenger RNA of Dimorphilus gyrociliatus, 800 nucleotides long. The record is from the annotation of a GenBank genome assembly. Lineage: Eukaryota; Metazoa; Annelida; Polychaeta; Dinophilidae.
CUAUAGGCCUAAUCUCUACAUUUGUACGUUUCAGUCCAAAAAGACUAUUUCCACAUAUGUAGGUAUCAUUAGCGAAAUUUUUAAGUGUUACCAUUCUUUUUUUGCCUCGUUUCAAUUAGAUCAAAUACUUGAAUUACAUAUAAUCUAACUCUAUUCAGUUCAUUUUCUGCUCGACCUCUAAACAAGGCAAAGAAAAAUUCAACCAACUUUCAAUGGGUUCUCUCAAGCUCUAUUUUGCUGGGAGUAUUCGAGGAGGCAGAAAUGAUGCCGAACUAUAUGCAAGAUUGAUUGAAAAAUUGCAAAAAUACGGAACUGUACUAACUGAACACGUUGGAAGCGACUCAAAAACGGAAGAACUACGAAAAGAAUUAGAAUACAAUGACGAAUAUAUUCAUAAAAGAGAUAUGGAAUGGUUAGAAAGUUGCGAUGCACUUAUUGCCGAAGUUACUCAACCGUCAAUUGGUGUUGGUUACGAAGUUGGUAGGGCGUACGCAAUGAAAAAGUUGAUUUUAUGCCUUUAUAGGCCUCACGAAGGAGCAAAAAGAAUAAGUGCAAUGAUUUCUGGAGCUGUAAACGGUGAGAAUUUCUUUGUAAAAAAUUAUCAAGAAUCCGAAAUUGACGGUAUCUUUGAAGAAUUUUUGUCGAAAAUCAAGUAGAGAGAGAAACUUCAUCAGUUAAGGAAUCUUAUACUCAUCUUUUGUUCAACAUCUACCUUUUGCAUAACCUAUAUGUUUUAAACAUAGAAAAUGAUGAAUAAGUUGAAUAAAAUUUGAAUAAAUUUGAUAAAAUAGAAAUAGAAA